AUGAGCGCGUCUGCGACUCGUGCGUUUGACGAGCCAAACGGGCGCCACAGACGCGUCACACCGCACCGGGCGUACGACUGUCUUUACGACCCCGUGUACACGGUGUGCGGAGGAGACGCGGAGCGCAGCGGGUCCAGCUUCCAGGCGGUGGGCAGACUGAGGAAAGUGCCAAAGUUUGGCUCUAUGUUCAGCGACCUGCCGCACCACCCUCGCUAUGCUCUUCGCCCGGACGCCACAGACCCGGUGCCCGCCUUUAUUGAGCGACGUUGGCGGGGCCACGUGGAACAACGCAGAGAGGCGCUACAGCAGCUGGCUGGGGUCAUUCCAGGGGACCAGUCAUGCCUCAGAGUCGGAGAGUGCCGUGUGACUGGAGCUGAUCGCUGGAAGUUCUUUAAACGCCCUCUGGUUCCUUUUGCCCAGCAAGUUCCCCCAGAUGUGGUCUUUGAUUCUGCACAAGCAAACCAAUUAGCUGCCGACGGAAAAGGUGCUGAGCAACAGCCCGUCCCGUUGCAGCGUACUGUCGGGGUGCAGACGGAUUACAGAGACAGCGAGGUGCAGACAGAUCCCUACAGCCCUGACUAUGUGGUUCGACCCGGGACGGCCCCCUCAGAGCUCCUGACCUUGGCGACUUUGACAUGGGGUCGAGGUCUUCCAGCAGGCCUGGCAGAGGUGGAGAUGAUAGAACGAGCACGCGCCAAGAGGGCCUGGGAGGCCACCCUGCCUCCCUUGGAUGACCUGAGCCAGCUGGACAGGAGGAGGCAGAUGAUGGAGGAGAUUGAGACUAAGGAGUGGGCCUUCAGGGAAGAGGAAAUCCAGAAGCUGCAGGAGGCUCGCCUUGCUGUUCUGAGGGACCUGCUGAGACAGAGAGAGGAAGCCCAGAAGAAGGCCACAGUAGAAAGACUGGACCAGACGUACUCCCGGUACCAGAAAGACAAGGACACCAAGCUGCACAAGAUCCGCAAAGACCAUAUCCUCUCACUGAGAAAGCUGACAGCUAAGAGGAGGAAUUUGGAGGGGAAGCUUGAGCGCCGCGACAUCGUCAAAGAUUACACAGACUACUCGUCUCAGACAUAUGCCCCUCUGGCCCGAAGCGGGGUUAUUCCUAGACAGAACAGCCAGUCUGCAGUCAAGAGCCGCUACCUCGACACAUAUGAAGGUUUGCUGAAGCUGGAGGCGGAACUUCCUGCCUCAGUUGUUGAUCUACAAGUGAAAGCGCCCAAAGCCAAAGCCGGCAGGGGCUUCGCCGGGCGCUCCGAGCGCAGAGAGAUGGAGCUCGCAAAGAUGUGCCUGGCCAUUAGGGAGGAGAAGGAGAAAGUGGCGGUGAAGAAGCCCUUGCGUUUCCUCGUCAAGAAAGAGGAGCCGGCUCCUCGUCCCCUUACCCCCAGGGUGGACGAGCCCCCAGAGGGGGAGGAAGAAAGAGAGCUGGCAGUCACCUUCUUGCAGAAACUGCUGAGGGGUAGAAGCGUUCAGUACCAGAUGUUUGAGGGCAAAGAGAAGCAUCUGGACCUGAUCGGGGAGCUGAGGACAACCCACGCGUUGCUGAAGGAGGAGCAGGAUCUCCUGAACGCCGACGCUCGGAUCACAGAGACGCUGAAAAACCAGCGAGAUCUGCACAGACACAAGACCUCCGAGGAAGAGGCCUGCCAAGCUGGUAUGGUCGGAGCAGCGCUCGUGGAUUUGUUAGACACCCUGUCCAAGGAGCUGAUUCGCCUGCAGGAGGAGCGCAGAAUCCACGCCAUGGCCCUGCUGGCUGAGAGACAGCGUCGUAUACGUGAGGCUGAAGAGAGUGGAAGGAGACAAGCGGAGGAGCGCCGACGCAGGGAGGAGGAUGAGAUCUUCAGACAGGUGGUGCAGGUGCAUCAGGACACUGUGGAUUUGUACCUGGAGGACAUCAUCUUGGACACCAUCGACAAAACAGCCGACCAGCAGGCAAGAGAGGAGAUCCGCAAGAUGGCAACGGAGGUCGACAACAUUGCAUAUGCAAUGGAGGAAAGCCGCACGGAUCUUCAGUCAGAGGAGAUUGUGUCUGAGUUGGUGUACAGCUUCCUCAUCCCAGAGGUCCAGAAGAUUAAUGUCAGGCACAGAGUGCAACAGAGCCAGCGUCGACACCUGCAGGCUGCCCAGAGAAUCAUCGAGGAGGCAGCGAUUAGUUCUGGGGUCUCUCCAAGUCUUCUGGAGACCCCACAGCCAGCCUCUUCCUUGGACGGGGCUGCAGGGCCAAACUCUGAUGGUGAUGAUCAGCCAAGGGGAGCAGGGGCAGAGUCGAGAGGAGCAGAGCAAAGAGACGGUUAAAGCAACAUGCCCCAAACUUGAAAUGGAUGUUUUAUUUCAAAGCGUUGUUCCUUGAAGC
Lampris incognitus (smalleye Pacific opah) is the source of this 2350-nucleotide messenger RNA. It is a transcript of the gene cfap91, whose product is annotated as cilia and flagella associated protein 91. The record is from RefSeq and is a predicted model, not a curated record. NCBI's taxonomy places the organism in Eukaryota, Metazoa, Chordata, Actinopteri, Lampriformes, Lampridae. The transcript is spliced from 17 exons. Bases 1 to 2292 code for a protein of 763 amino acids.